ACCUGUAGGUGUCCAUUCCAUUCGUGUUGACUGCGUUGUACUGAUCAAAUCGUUGUGUCCACCAGACGACCAAAUUUAAAAAAAAAAAAGAUUGUUCAUCAGUUGUCAAAUAUUUCAAUAACCUUUGACGUUGAAAGAUGCCACAAGAACCCAAGGAGAAAAUCAGCCAAUCGUGGAGAAAAACACAGAAGAGAAACAGCCUAGUGAAAUCUGUGAUUGAGCCAACUGGCCAAAAAGGCAACUCUGUUUCGUCCAGCUUAAAGAUGGAAGCGCUGAUUUACCCAAAAAAUCUGGACAAUGUUGUGUCUGACGCCAAUGGAAAUAUUAUCACACUACAGGAGUCAGGACCGUCAGACGCCAGUGUCUCAGGAACCAACUCAGACGUGGUCAAAGUGGUGCCGGAUAAUGGCGUCAGCACAAAGACCGCACCACCCACAUCUCGAGGCUACGACAACAAUAAAACAGCGCCAUCAGCAGUGCAGCAGGCGAGAUCAAGAAGUAGGUCGACUCUGAGAAGCAGCGGGUGCGACUCUCGAAAUAUCCCAGAAUCCUCCAGCGGAAAGAAAAUCCUGGCCAAAAGAAGCCAGUCUGUUCCGAGAAUAGACUUCCGCCAUAGAGAACCGCCCGCUGAUAAGCGAUGGAACUCCUCAAAUAGAUUCUACAGCCACAAUAACAUGGAGCAGGUCACCAAGAAACCAACACAGAAAUCGUGGUCUCGCAGAUUCUCUGGCAGUUUUGACGGGCAUCAGAUGCCAGCCGUCAAUGCCAAUCACUGGUCUAGAUCUGGUGUGAGAACCACUGCUCCCCAGUCUUUUAACACUGAUUGUUUUGCUCAUGAAAGAUUCAGGCACCGCGUGGAUAUGGCUUCAAAGCGUUAUCAGUUUUAUGAACAAAAUGCAAACCCUGCUCAAAGAGGCAACCGUAGGUGGUCGACAGCGGGUUAUGACGCUCAGCUCACAAUGAAGAAUACUCGUCAAAAUGAAGCAUUCGACCAGGGUAGACUGUCACAUCCAGCUGACGCGUAUCAUCGGGCAGCGACUGACAGACUGUCCGGCAGUCACGUGACAGUCAGCCAGCCCCAGCAGUACAGCAACAUCAAGACCACGCACAGCGACAACAGCAAGACCACAGCCAGCAAGAAGCGGAGUUCCAGCGACAACAGCGCACCCAGAGUUCUGAGCACCGGUGUUAAACACGUCAGGACACUGGCGAGCACACACCAGCUAAACACCGCAGCACGCCUACACACCUCACUGGAACACGCUGCCUCAGCUGUUGAGAACUCUGUCCCACCGGUGCAGUACCCUGCCCCUAACCAACAUCAACCCACUACAGAUGUGUUGCAGGAAUUCCCAAUAGACUUGUCUCGUUCUGCGAUGAUAUCGGAACCAAGUAACACCAAGAUGAUUCCAUCGUUGCCCAGUUCUGCAAACACUUCAGCUUCCCAGAACCCUGACAAAAAUAGAACACCUGAUGCCAACGUUCCUGGCUGUACCAAUGAUCUAGACAUUAAAUUACUAAAACGCCAAUCAACAAACGACACAGUAAAGCUCAUAACACGUCUGUCAUCUGAUGCUGGUGGUGUUACGCACCAUGACACAAAUCUAUUUACAAAGAAUGACAUAAAUUGCGCACCGAACCAAGCACCAGACGAACCAGUGCGCACCCGCACCACCGCUAGAACUCUCGACUUCUGCCCUCGUAUCGAUACCAGCGUCCCGCCGCCAUCUCACCCUCAGCGAGCCAAUCAAACGACGGUAUCCAAACCACGUGUCACAACUCAACCAACCCACAUGAACACCAUCAGGCAGGAUAUCCAAGAAGAAAUGGCCCGAGCACGGAGCAUGUCCAUCCCCGUGAACUUUAACCCGAACGCUCAAGACAACGACCAGUCUCGUCUGAACCCGUCGGCUGACGAGUUUUCCCCCACGCUCAAAGACGCCUACGGCAACAGUUACACGGUGUCCAGCAGCAAAGGGGUCUUCUACUUCCGACCCCAGGUUCAACUGGCUUCAAAUCCCAACUAUGUCGUGGCCACUGAACCUCAAUACAGCGCUGCUCAGAGUAUAGUGGGCCCUGUUUACAACAGCGGCGUUGUCAACAUGCCGUACACCAUGGGGGUGAUCUCACAACAACCUGUGCCGUCGUAUCCAACGAAUGACCUGCAGAAACCUGCGUACUACCUGUACGACGAACACGGUCAACUAAGCGCGACUUUAAUGACACCUGGACCACAGGUGACCACCCCAUCGUACACGCCAAUGCUCGCUCCAUCGGUGGGCGCCGAGUCUUUAGUCUUCACAUUUCCCCAGACCAUCACCAGCCAGGAUCAGGUGUAUCAGUUCCCAGUGCAGCCUGUACUACCGCAGUUCUGUAGCACCAACUCUCAAUACACAACACAAACCGGCGUUUCGAGCUUCGCUGGAUACGAGCAGUCCUGCUUGACAACGCAAAACUUUUCAUAUGAGCCACACGUCAUUCAGAACUCCGCCCUUUUACAUAAUACACAGCAGGAUCAACAUACGCCUAUGAUACAAAUAGCGCAUAACCUACCGAUGCCUAAUGCUAAUUACGCCAUUUCAUUUCCUGAUCAAAGCCUGCCGAUUCCAUUUCCUGAAUCUUAUCCGAAAAACAUAGAUACAGAAAAUUCGCCAAUAAACCAGUGGUCACUGCCAAGCCCACCAACCUCAAGCCCAUCUCAAGAAAGCCCACCACAAGCCUCAAACUUCCACUCACGGUCAACACGCCCACAGAGUCAAACUACGCAUGCGCAGGUUCCACAAACACCUCCUGGAGCCACUCAGAAAACAAGCGAUGACGACAAUGACGUGACCAAAUCCGUGGCAAAGCGCCUCGUCCAGUUCUUUAAAACCGGAAGCAUGGAGAAGCUCCGCAGUAAUGGCGCCUCACCCGGCACCCUCCCGGCAGAUUUGGACAUUGUGGAGACCCUGAUCGACCUGAUCCGGGUGCUACAGAGCCGGAACCCGGGCCUGACGGACCGUGACCUCGUGGACAUUGUGCACGUGCAUCUUCAGAUGUUUUACAUGGGGGCUCAGAGUGGUUCGGAGGAAGAGAAGGGUGGCAGACGGCGAUGUAAUAAGUAGUGUAGUGUGUAGUACAGUGUCGGUACAGGUGAUGUGUAUGGGGGAAUACAGUACUCACGCUGAGACUUUGAUACGUGAGCUGUUCAAUGGACAGUUAAAUUAUACCGGUUUUUAUUUUGU
Molecule: messenger RNA, 3224 nt
Organism: Physella acuta
Lineage: Eukaryota; Metazoa; Mollusca; Gastropoda; Physidae
Source: RefSeq, a predicted model, not a curated record